This is a messenger RNA of Pezoporus occidentalis (night parrot), 2264 nucleotides long. RefSeq names its product eukaryotic translation initiation factor 2 alpha kinase 1 (gene EIF2AK1). Bases 293 to 2185 code for a protein of 630 amino acids. NCBI's taxonomy places the organism in Eukaryota, Metazoa, Chordata, Aves, Psittaciformes, Psittacidae. Gene Ontology annotation, biological process: protein phosphorylation. Gene Ontology annotation, molecular function: eukaryotic translation initiation factor 2alpha kinase activity; ATP binding. Gene Ontology annotation, cellular component: nucleus; cytosol; cytoplasm. The transcript has 15 exons. The record is from RefSeq and is a predicted model, not a curated record.
AGGCCUAAGUGCUCAGCCGGACGCUUUGUGGUCGAUGCAUGGAGCCGCACCCCUCCGCGGAGGUGAAGAGUCUCGGCCAGUCCCACUUCGUAAGGGGGCGCCUUGUUUUCCCAAAGCGAAGCUUCAGUACGAGCCUCUUCCUCGGUUGUAGUCUUUUUGCUCUUUUCUGCCUUCUAGGCUCUAAUUUGCCCCUCACCGAUUUAUUUCUCCAGUUAACGUUUUAUUGCUCUGCGCUCAGAGAGGCGGGAAGGCCCCGCUGGCCGGAGCCAAGGCCGCGACCGCAGCGCCCGGCAUGUGGAGGGGCGGAUUCCCGCCAGGGGCCGCGGCUCCCUGCGUGCCGCCGCCCGCCAUCGAGUUCCCUGAGGAGAGCCCGGAGCCGCGGUUUGACGAAUCGGAUGUGCCCGCGGAGCUUCGAGUUGCAAACGGGUCACAGAAGUUUGUGAAUUUUACUUCGACGAUCCAAAACCAGCUGCUGCUUGUGUCACUGCUGGAGCAUCUGUGCCACAUGUACACGCACAACCCUGUUCAUUCGAGGUGUUUGUUCCGAAUACUUCGUCAGGCUUUCACAAGAACAGGGAUGCUCUCCCCUUUUGCUUUCUGUGAUGAAUUUAGUACUGUAAGACUGCAGCAUAAUAGAGCCAUUACUGAACUAAUGAAAGCAGCUAAUCGACAAAUACUCAGUGGGGAACUUGAUAAUGGAGAUUCUCAUGCAGUUGGGGAAAAAGAAGUUCUCUUUGAAGCACAGUCUUCACGAUACUUGAAUGAAUUUGAUGAGAUUGUGAGGCUAGGAAGAGGAGGAUAUGGUAAAGUAUACAAGGUUAGAAACAAGUUAGAUGGUCAGUUCUAUGCUAUCAAAAAAAUUAUCAUUAAGAAGGCUACAAGAAGAGAUUGCAUGAAGGUGCUACGAGAAGUUAAAGUGCUCGCUGGGCUGCAGCAUCCUAAUAUUGUAGGUUAUCACACUGCUUGGAUGGAACAAGUUCAAACAGUUCAUCCUGUAGAUAAAACAGUAAUGGAGUUGCACCCAUUAUGUUUGGAGCAAGAGAGUAGGAAUGAUCGCUGUCACAUUCAGAGUGUGGAAAGUGGUAGUUCAAUUAUCUUUGCCGACCUUACUUCUCAAGAAAAGAAGUCCUGUGACAGUACCGGUCUUAGAAAUCCGGGUAGUGAAUUGUGUAUGAAUGAUUUUACGAACAACAGUAGUAAAGAGUGUAUGAAACCAAAUAAAUGCGAAUUAUCCAUAGAAUUACAAGAAGACUUUGUAAGUAGUGUUAGCAGUAGAUCAACUGAUGUGAAAAAUCAUCCAUCACGGGUACCUCAUACUAGUCUGGAAAAGGAUGCUAGCACUGGAAGUAAGUCCUGCACUGAAGAAUGCUCGAAGAAUCAUGUAGCUGUCUGUGGAGAGUUUGAGGUGGAGUAUCAUUUGAUGCUUCAUAUACAAAUGCAGCUGUGUGAAAUAUCUUUGUGGGAUUGGAUUUUUGACCGUAAUAAAAGAUGCAACAAGAGAACAGAGGAAAUGUCCAGUCCAUACCAUCUCGUGGAUGUCCGCUGGACAAUGAAAAUUUUUCAGGAGUUACUAGAAGGAGUAUGCUAUAUCCACAGCAUGGGAGUGAUGCAUCGAGACAUUAAACCCAGAAAUAUCUUCCUGCAUGGAUCAGAUCAUCAUGUAAAAAUAGGAGACUUUGGAUUAGCCUGCAAAGAGCUUCUUUGGGAUCAUGCAGACCAGUGGUUUAAGACAGAAAAGAAAAAUGGACUGAUGCAUACUUCAGGAGUGGGGACCUGCCUCUAUGCCUCACCAGAACAAUUGCAGGGAUCUCAGUAUGAUUUCAAGUCAGACAUGUACAGCAUGGGUGUUAUCCUGCUAGAACUCUUCCAACCAUUUGGAACAGAAAUGGAAAGAACAGAAAUUCUUACAGGUUUACGGAAUGGCCAAAUUCCUCAUACUUUCUACAUGAAAUGGCCUGUUCAAGCCAAAUACGUUAAACUCCUCACCAGUCAGAAUGCUACAGAAAGACCAACGGCUGCUCAGCUCCGUGAAAGUGAACUAUUUCAUACCACAGAACAUGUUAUUUCCAACCUACAACAGAAGGUGAGACAGCAAGAGGAAGAAAUAGAGAAACUGAGAGAGAGAAUAAGACUGCUUUCAGAAGAACAAGGUGAACAACGUAUGGAACUAGGUUCCCCUGUUUAAGUAUGGGAAGAACCUCUAUUGUAUGCUAAGUUAUAUAAACUGUUCCUUUUUUACAUAGAUACAUUUCAAUGCAUUUUGA